GAAUUACCCAUCACUCCGAAAGUUAUUUACGAAAUCGUAGCCUUAACCGGACCGAACCACCACGCAGCCAUCUUCCCCUUUUGUCCGAACGUGCCGCUUAUCUCUCUCCCAAGAGAGUGUGUUAAAAACACAAUCGAACAUUUUUUUUUUCUUUUUUUUUUUUAAAUUUCGAAGUAUUGCAAGAAAAGAAUCGUAUAAUUUAUACUUUCUGGGAUUCACAAACACGCUUACGCAAAUUCGAUAUACACCGAGGACGAAGGAGCAUACUUUAUAAAGUUGAGGAUCCAGAUCGUGGAGAGUAGUUAGAGAUAGAGAGAGAGAGAGAGGAUACGAUGCCGCCGGAAACAUCGCCGGCCAAACUCGGCAGAGCUUCUUCCUCCUCUUCUUCAUCGUCAUCUUCAAGCUCAGACCGCGCUUCCGUCAAAAUCGAGGAGAUUGAAGACGGAGGCAGUUGCAGCGGCGUCGUCGUCGUCAAUGGCUCUGAAGUAGUGGAGACCAAACUAGAGUCUGCUGUUACCGACGACAACGCAGUGGCUGAAUCUUCAGGUGGUGGGAGUAAAAGCUUUGCUAGAGUAUGGACAAUGCCUGUGGAGGGUUCUUCGAGUAGCGAUAAAGCUGAAUCAUCAUCAUCAGCGUCAAAGCCUAGGUUAGAUAAAUCAAAGACUGAGAGGCAACAGCAGAAAGAGAAAGUUACUCACAUUCUCGCCGAGGACGCCGCUAAGAUUUUCGAUGACAGACUCUCUGCAGGGAAGAAGCUGAAAUUGUUGAACCGUAUAGCUACGGUGAAACAUGAUGGGACUGUUGAGUUUGAAGUUCCGGCAGAUGUUAUCCCACAGCCUAUUGCUGUAGACCGUGAAGAAGAUUCCAAAAACGGUGUUUGUCCUGAUGAGUCUAUUGAUGGGGUUGAUCUUCAGUAUAUCCCUCCUAUGCAGAUUGUGAUGCUGAUCGUUGGAACUCGUGGUGAUGUUCAGCCCUUUGUUGCAAUAGCCAAACGCCUUCAGGACUAUGGGCAUAGAGUUAGACUUGCAACUCAUGCGAAUUUCAAAGAUUUUGUUUUGACUGCUGGUUUGGAGUUUUAUCCUUUAGGUGGAGAUCCAAAAGUGCUAGCUGAGUAUAUGGUUAAGAACAAGGGGUUUUUACCAUCAGGCCCUUCAGAGAUUCCGGUUCAACGAAACCAAAUGAAGGACAUCAUAAACUCUCUGCUUCCAGCAUGUAAAGAACCUGAUCCAGAUUCUGGCAUCUCCUUUAAAGCCGACGCAAUUAUCGCCAAUCCUCCAGCAUAUGGACAUACACAUGUGGCAGAAGCACUAAGGAUACCGAUACACGUAUUUUUCACCAUGCCUUGGACGCCAACCAGUGAGUUUCCACACCCUUUGUCACGUGUCAAGCAACCAGCAGGAUACAGACUUUCGUAUCAAAUCGUGGAUUCAUUGAUCUGGCUUGGGAUAAGGGACAUGAUUAAUGAUCUUAGGAAAAAGAAACUGAAGCUGCGGCCUGUUACAUAUCUAAGUGGAACACAAAGCUCUGGCUCUAACAUUCCAUAUGGAUAUAUGUGGAGUCCUCAUCUAGUCCCAAAGCCCAAAGACUGGGGACCACAAAUAGAUGUAGUGGGAUUCUGCUUCCUUGAUCUUGCAUCAAACUAUGAACCUCCUGCAGAACUUGUGGAAUGGCUAGAAGCUGGUGACAAACCUAUUUACAUCGGCUUUGGUAGUCUCCCUGUCCAAGAACCAGAGACAAUGACUGAAAUAAUUGUGGAAGCACUUCAAAGAACCAAACAGAGAGGAAUCAUCAACAAAGGCUGGGGUGGCCUUGGAAACUUGAAAGAACCGAAGGACUUUGUUUACUUGUUGGAUAAUGUCCCACAUGACUGGUUAUUCCCAAGAUGCAAGGCAGUGGUUCAUCAUGGAGGUGCUGGAACAACGGCUGCAGGUCUUAAAGCAGCUUGCCCAACUACAAUAGUGCCUUUUUUUGGAGACCAACCUUUUUGGGGAGAACGAGUGCACGCUAGAGGAGUAGGUCCUUCACCAAUCCCAGUAGACGAAUUCUCACUCCAUAAGCUUGAAGAUGCCAUUAAUUUCAUGCUUGACGAUAAGGUGAAGAGCAGUGCAGAGACACUAGCAAAGGCGAUGAAGGACGAGGAUGGUGUGGCUGGAGCUGUGAAGGCCUUCUUCAAACAUCUUCCGAGUAUGAGACAGAAUGUUUCGGAUCCUAUCCCUGAACCAUCGAGCUUCCUAUCGUUUAGAAGAUGCUUUGGCUGUUCGUAAUUUUCUCCUCAUUGACUCUUGUGCAUUGUUGUGACCUCUUGUUGUAUGUUUGUUUUAUUUUUCAUGUUCCUUGGUUUUGGUUCUACAACAACUCACUCAGGAAAAGUUGUGAAAAAUACUUGGGAAUUUUAAUGUUUAGUUGAUGCAUAUAAAUUUUUGAUUUGUCAUAAAAC
This is a messenger RNA of Brassica rapa (field mustard), 2437 nucleotides long. RefSeq names its product sterol 3-beta-glucosyltransferase UGT80A2. The record is from RefSeq and is a predicted model, not a curated record. Gene Ontology annotation, biological process: carbohydrate metabolic process. NCBI's taxonomy places the organism in Eukaryota, Viridiplantae, Streptophyta, Magnoliopsida, Brassicales, Brassicaceae. Gene Ontology annotation, molecular function: UDP-glycosyltransferase activity; hexosyltransferase activity.